Molecule: messenger RNA, 921 nt
Organism: Loa loa (African eye worm)
Lineage: Eukaryota; Metazoa; Nematoda; Chromadorea; Rhabditida; Onchocercidae
Product: geranylgeranyl pyrophosphate synthetase
Exons: 7
Coding region: 1-921 (306 amino acids)
Biological process (GO): isoprenoid biosynthetic process
Molecular function (GO): prenyltransferase activity
Source: RefSeq, a predicted model, not a curated record
AUGGCGGAUGAUGUGACACAGUUACUUGCACCGUACCAAUAUAUACUGAAGUUACCUGGAAAGCAGUUAAGGAGCCAAUUAGCGAAAGCAUUUAAUUCCUGGUUACAAGUCGACGUGGAGGUACUGGAUUCUAUCAUGACUGUGGUCGAAAUGCUUCACAAUGCAUCACUUAUGAUUGAUGAUAUCGAGGAUAGUUCGCUGCUACGGCGUGGAUUACCGGUAACACAUAGCAUUUAUGGUAUUCCACGUACGAUUAAUACAGCGAACUAUGUGUAUUUCGCAGCACUCUCUAGGUGCAUAUUGUUGGGCAAAUUUGAAGCUGUGAAGAUUUUUACUGAGCAGUUACUGGAACUGCAUCGUGGACAAGGGAAGGAAUUGUAUUGGCGAGAUACAGUUCAAUGUCCAACCGAGGAGGAGUACGAGCAAAUGGCGAUGCAAAAAACGGGUGGUUUAUUUGCGCUAACAAUACAGCUGAUGGAAUUAUUUGGGAAAAAGCAGUACGACUUUAAAUCGCUGAUAAGAAAUUUAGCUGUUUAUUUCCAGAUCAGAGAUGAUUACAUCAAUCUUUGUUCCCAUGCGUAUGCAGAGCAGAAGACAUUUGCUGAAGAUCUUACGGAAGGAAAGUUCUCCUUCCCUAUUAUAGUUGCUAUUGAUAAAAAAUACAACGACGAUGAAAUUAUUAACAUAUUACGUCAGAGGCCCAAAGAUGUGGAAGUUAAGAAGUAUUGCAUACGAAUUAUAGAAGAACGAGGAGCGUUCGGAUAUACCUUGAAACGUUUGCAAGAGUUACACGAUCUACUGCUUUCGCAUAUCGACAUGCUAGGUGGGAACAAAGAACUAAAAAACUUGAUUGAAACGUUGCAUAAAGAUAUCCAGCCGAUGCGCAGUCUUGGUAGUAUGAAAAUGAGCAAUGGUAAAUAA